Molecule: messenger RNA, 4306 nt
Organism: Ananas comosus (pineapple)
Lineage: Eukaryota; Viridiplantae; Streptophyta; Magnoliopsida; Poales; Bromeliaceae
Product: myosin-1
Exons: 26
Coding region: 184-3909 (1241 amino acids)
Biological process (GO): vesicle transport along actin filament; actin filament organization
Cellular component (GO): cytoplasm; myosin complex; actin cytoskeleton
Molecular function (GO): microfilament motor activity; actin filament binding; ATP binding
Source: RefSeq, a predicted model, not a curated record
UUUGAAUUUUGGGCGAAGCAAGCCCUAGAUUUUCCCUUCAAAGGGAGCGGUUUUAGUCCCCACCUCUCCAACGCUCAUCAACAAAGUUUUGAGGCUGUUUUGUUGCCACCUUUCGACUUAGAUCGCAGCUUUUUCAGUUGCUCUGAUCGAUUCCAAGCUUCAGCAGGGUGUUAUUGUUUGGGGAUGAUGUUGUCGGCUGCGCCAAAUCCAGUGGCUCAUUUGGUGGCUAGAAGCUCAUUGGAGGUAAUGCUGGACACCUUGAGGCAGAGGGAUGAGCAGCCGAAGGAUUUGCCGCCGGCGUUGCCGGCCCGGCCCACCUCGAGAGGUCGCUUGCCCUCUUCUAGGAGGUCUUUGCCGAUCGGGCUUAAGCUCGAUAUGAGUUCUUCGCCCAAAAUGUUCCUCGUGGAGUCCACGAAGAAGGAAGAGAGCAUUGGGGAACAAAGUCCGAAGAAAGGAAAGGAAGUGGUUUUCAGAAGUGGGAUUUUCGGAAACAAGAGGAUUUGUAAAGUGGAUGAGGGAGAAGAAUCUCCUUAUGCUAAGAAGAUGGAGACUGAAAAGUGCGAGGAGAGGGUGGAGGAGGAAAACAGUGAGGAGCCUCCCGCCGUUCCCUCUCCUUUGGAAGUUCCGAUCGAGGGGAAGUUGGGUAGUGCUGACACUAUAGAUUCUGUUCUAAAGAAGAAGCUACGAGUCUGGUGUCGGCUUCCAGAUGCCAAGUGGGAGUUGGGGAAGAUUCAGUCAUUCUCAGGAGAUGAAGCUCUUAUUUCUCUAUCUGAUGGCAAAGUUUUAACAGUUUGCUUGGAUAAUCUCUUACCUGCAAACCCGAAUAUCCUUGAUGGCGUGGAUGAUCUUAUACAGCUCAGUUACUUAAACGAACCUUCAGUUCUUCACAAUCUUCAGUUUAGAUAUUCACGCGAUUUGGUUUAUACAAGAGCAGGACCUGUUUUGGUUGCAAUUAAUCCGUUUAAAGAGGUGGCCCUUUAUGGAAAAGAUUUCAUCACAGCCUACAGGAAGAAUCUUAUGGACAGUCCACAUGUCUAUGCAGUAGCAGAUACUGCUUUCAAUGAAAUGAUGAAAGAUGGAGUGAAUCAAUCUAUCAUCAUAAGUGGUGAGAGUGGAGCAGGAAAAACUGAGACAGCAAAAAUAGCAAUGCAAUACUUAGCUGCUCUUGGGGGUGGCAGUGGAAUUGAAUAUGAAGUCCUGCAGACUAGUUUAGUUCUAGAGUCGUUUGGUAAUGCAAAAACAUCUAGAAAUGACAACUCAAGCAGAUUUGGGAAGCUGACUGAGAUACAUUUUUGUGCAACUGGAAAAAUAUGUGGUGCCAAAAUCCGGACAUUCCUACUUGAAAAGUCAAGGGUUGUUCAAAGGGCUUCCGGAGAAAGGUCAUAUCAUGUUUUCUAUCAACUUUGUGCCGGAGCUCCUCUUUUUCUUAAAGAGAAGCUGAAUCUAAAGGCUGCCAGCAAAUAUGAAUAUCUGAAACAGAGUGAUUGUUUGACAAUUGAUGCUGUUGAUGACGCUAAAAGAUUUCAUAUGUUGAUGGAAGCCUUGGAAAUCGUCCAAAUAUCCAAGGAAGAUCAAAUGAAAGCAUUUUCCAUGCUUGCAGCAAUCUUGUGGCUGGGAAAUAUUACCUUUUCAGUAAUAGAUAAUGAAAGCCAUGUGGAAGUUGUUUCAAGUGAAGGUCUAGCUAAUGCUGCAAAAUUGCUGGGCUGUGAAGUUCCUGACUUGAUGGUAGCUUUAUCAACUCGCAACAUACGAGCAGGCAAUGAUAAUAUUGUCCAAAAGCUUACAUUAACUCAGGCCAUUGACGGUAGGGAUGCACUAGCAAAGUCGAUUUAUUCGAACUUAUUCGACUGGCUUGUUGAGCAAAUCAAUAAGUCACUUGAAGUAGGCAAAAACCAUACGGGAAAUUCCAUAUGCAUUUUGGAUAUUUACGGGUUCGAAUCCUUUCAUAAGAACGGAUUUGAGCAGUUCUGCAUAAACUAUGCCAAUGAAAGGUUACAACAGCACUUUAAUCGCCAUCUUUUCAAACUUGAACAAGAGGAAUACACUGGGGAUGGAAUUGAUUGGACGAAUGUUGAUUUCGUGGAUAACAAUGAUUGUCUAAAUCUCUUCGAAAAGAAACCUCUAGGCCUGUUGUCUUUGUUGGAUGAAGAGUCUACAUUCCCCAAGGCAACUGAUCUGACCUUUGCUAAAAAGCUUAAGCAGCACUUGAGUGGUAAUCCCUGCUUUAAGGGGGAAAGUAAUGGUGCUUUUAGGGUUUCUCAUUAUGCUGGAGAGGUAAUCUACAACACAAGUGGUUUUCUGGAGAAGAAUAGAGAUCCAUUGCAUUUGGAUUCUAUCCAGCUACUCUUUUCAUGCAGUAGUGAACUUCCAAAGUUAUUUGCCUCUCGCAUACUUGAUCAAUCUCAGAAGAAAUCGGGUUCUUCUCGACAACGAACUGCCGACUUACAGAAACAAAGUGUAGGGACAAAUUUCAAGGCUCAACUAUUUAAGCUGAUGCAAAGGUUAGAGGACACCACUCCUUACUUCAUUCGAUGCAUUAAACCAAAUAGUAAGCAGCAUCCGGGCAUGUACGAGUAUGAUCUUGUAUUACAACAGCUUAGAUGCUGUGGCGUACUGGAAGUUGUUCGAAUAUCUAGGGCUGGCUACCCAACUAGGAUGACACAUCAGCAAUUUGCAGAAAGAUAUGGAUUUCUUCUCUUAGAGAACGUAGCUUCUCAGGAUCCACUCAGCAUUUCAAUUGCUACACUGCAGCAGUUUAAUGUCCCUCCUGAGAUGUAUCAAGUUGGUUACACAAAGUUAUUUUUCCGCACUGGACAGGUUGCUGCACUGGAAGAUGCCAGGAAUCGAGCAUUCCAAGGGAUUAUUUGGGCUCAGAAAUCCUUCCGUCGUCUUCAAGCUCAUCGCUAUUAUCUAGGACUCAAAAUAGGAGCUACUACUUUGCAGUCCUUUGUAAGAGGUGAAAAAGCACGGCUCAAAUUUUAUCUCUUGUUAAAGAGGUGGAGGGCAGCUAUUCUUAUACAAAAACACGUUAGGAGGUGGAUUAUGAAGACAAAGUUUGAUGAUCAGCAAAAGGAUGUUAUUCUUUUACAGUCAGUGAUUCGUGGGUAUUUGGCAAGGAAGCAAUAUACAGUUGUACAAAAUUGUGAGGUUUCAAAACUCAAUCAUGUGCAACUUACAACGGUUGCAGACAAAAAUCCUGAACGAAUCAAGGUUCUCCAUGAAAAGAGCAAGGAGCAUCCUCAGGUGGACCCUUCAAUUCUAGCUGAACUGCAGCGGCGAGUUUUGAGAGCAGAAGCAGCAUUAAGAGAGAAGGAAGAGGAGAAUUCUAUCUUAAAACAGCAACUCCAACAAUACGAGCAGAGGUGGUCGGGUUAUGAGGCAAAGAUGCAGUCAAUGGAAGAGAUGUGGCAGAAACAGCUCACUUCUUUACAGCUGAGCCUUGCUGUGGCUAAAAAGAGCCUUGCUUCUGAUAAUUUGCCGACUCAACAACAUGGAAAGACCGAUGAUGCCUCGCCGAUUAACCAUUAUUACGAAUCUGAAGAUACAAUGUCUGUUGAUUUUCGCACGCCCGAAAGCACACCUAUGAAAGAACCCAACAGUUCUGAACGCGGAGUAAUGAGAACUCCUGAUGAUGGAGCCCAUAGUGCAGUUAGCUACCUCGUGAAGGAAUUUGAGCAUAGGAAACAAGUCUUCGAGGAUGAUGCCGGGUUCCUUGUUGCAGUGAAAUCAGGCCAAGUGGGCUUGGACAUAAGCCCGGACGAAGAGCUUCGGAAACUAAAAGCCCGGUUUGCUGCCUGGAAGAAAGAAUAUAAAGGUCGGUUAAGGGAGACGAAGGCGGCACUUCACAAACUUAACUCUCACGAGGAGAAAACACGCAAAAGAUGGUGGGGAAAGAGGUCUACGAAAUGAAUCAAAUAAUUUAUAAUCUGAUGUCUUUCCUAGAUUGUGGCUGUUUCCAGUUUGCCAGGGCAAAACUUGGAUUGUUUAGGUUGAGGCAUGAAAUGAGGGAUUAUUCAUAUUUAUCCCUUUAUAGCAGAGCAGGCAUAUAUGCAUAUUCCCGGUAAUCCUAACUCUUCUAAGCACUCUGCGGAGCAUUGUAUAUCUUCAAAUAUUUUUCCCCCUUUUCAAAGGAUAAAUAAGAAAAAAGGGGGAAAAAAAGAGAGAUGUUCAGUCCUUAUCCGCGAUGUAUGGAAUGGUGCAGGUGUAAGCAUUGUACAUGAGGAGUUUUUGAAGGAAAAGGAACUCAAUUAUCCAAUGUAUCAACAUUAUUACCAUUUUAUUGUUUUGCUUGGGGAAGUUAAUUUCA